Molecule: messenger RNA, 340 nt
Organism: Racocetra persica
Lineage: Eukaryota; Fungi; Glomeromycota; Glomeromycetes; Diversisporales; Gigasporaceae
Source: the annotation of a GenBank genome assembly
AUGUCUUCGAUUAAUGUUUUAGAAAUUGCACCAUUUUUGGCCUUUCAACUUACUGCAGAACUUGACGCACGUAUGGAAAGAUUAACUGUGGAUCUUACAUCACGAGAUGCCACAAUUGUGGUCGAGAGACAGAGAAUCCUGACAAUGGUAAAUACUGUAAUUGAAACUAUUAAUGAAAUCACCACCAAUUAUGAAUCCCUUCGUGACCAGUUGGACCAAAUAACUGAGAUGGGUUCUGUGGCACCAUUAAUAUCUGAACAAUUUGCUGGCCCAUCCGUAUCUACGUCCAAUUUUUCUCAAAGAUCUUCUGGUUCUUCUCUGGGUUCUUCUAGUGGCUCAA